Molecule: messenger RNA, 2547 nt
Organism: Closterium sp. Naga37s-1
Lineage: Eukaryota; Viridiplantae; Streptophyta; Zygnematophyceae; Desmidiales; Closteriaceae
Source: the annotation of a GenBank genome assembly
AUGGCCUCACAUCGCACGACCCUUUUUGUUACAAGCUGUUUGGAACGCAACGCGGUGUUGGAGGUCGGUUCUCGGGUCGACUCGAAGCUAAGCUCCGCUCCACGCGGCGUUGGUCAGAUUCACUCCAACUCACACCGCCAUUCUACUAGUAGUCACCCAUCUUGUCCGUCUCGUGCUACUUUUGUCGUGUGCAGUCAAACAUCCUUUGCUUCACUGCCUUUUCCCCUUGCGACCACUCUCCCGCCAGCCGCGCGAGCAACAGUGCCAGAACGGCGCGUUUCUGCGCUGCAGGCGGCAGAACGGCGCGUUUCCACUCCUCCCCUCUCCUGCACCAUCCCCCCUUCCUUCCACCCCUUACUCCUGCCCCCUCUCAUCGCUCUCCCUCCCACCUACCCUCUCCCCCUUUUCGUCCUCCUCCCAGGGGCCUCGGGUGAGGCGAAGCCAACAUUGGCAGCGUCAUCUCGGAACAUGCCCGCCACGGCCAGGCCAGAGGCUCGGUGCAGCCAGGCCAGAGGCUCGGCGCAGCCAAGCCAGAGGCUCGACGCAGCCAGGCCAGAGGCUCGGCGCAGCCAGGCCAGAGGCUCGGCGCAACCAGGCGAGAGGCUCGGCGCAGCCAGGCGAGAGGCUCGGCACAGCGAGGCGAGAGGCUCGGCACAGCGAGGUGGCGUUCUCUCCUUCCUGCGGGGCGCCGUGAAGAGACCUUUUCACCGCGCCAAGACACGAGGCAUAUACAUACAACGCUCAUUUACCUCCCGUUCUCUCUACGUUCCUCCUGUGUUCCCUCCGCCAACCACUUGCCUGCUCCCUCUACCCCUCCUCCCCCGCCCCCCCACUUCCUCCUCACCCUUUUCCCUCUUGUAUGCUCCCUACGCCGCCCCUAGCCUGCUCUCAGCCCUCACCCCCUUAUCUGCUCCCACCCCUCCCCUCCUUGCCUGCUCCGACCCCCCCAUCCUCGCUCCCCCCUACCCCCUCAUCUCCCUCCCCCCUACCCCCUCAUCUCCCUCCCCCCUACCCCCUCAUCUCCCUCCCCUCUUCGUGCUCCCGGCCUUCCCUUCUGCGCUUUCAGCCAUACCACUGGCAGCAGGUUUGGGACCGGACCAAGCGGCAGCACUGACAAGAGGGGUUGGGGGAGCACCAACCAGGGCGCCACGAUUCGGCAAUCUAGGAGCAUCUGGGCUUGCGCCUUUCGAGUCGAGCCAACGGCCAGUAGGAGGGGCGGUGAUGGGGACAGGGAUGUGUGGUGGGUGCGGCUUGGGAGGGGGCGGCAGCAUUGCUGCUCAACUGGGCGGCAGUAGCGGGAAUCUGGGCGGCAGCGGGGGUGCAAAUCUGGGCGGCAGUCUGAAUCUGGGUGGCGGCGGCGGCGGCGGUGGUGUGACGAUAGGGAGUUGUGGGGGGUACGGAGUGGUGAAUCUGCAUUUGUCCUCGGUGGUGCUGGCAGCCAAGUCUGCCUUCUUCCGCACGCUCUUCACGUGUGGCUUUAAAGAGACGUGCCAGAACAACCCUGUCGUGCUCAAUGUUUCGCCAGAAGAGGAAGGCCCAAAAAUCGACCUCCUGCGAUUCAUCUACACGGGGGAUAUGCAGGAGGGCAGCAGCGACCCAGAGGACAUCAUCAAGAUGUACCUCGUGGCAGACAAGUUCGGCGUCGCCUCCUGCAUGAAGAUCUGCCUCGAGCGCCUCGUCAACCUCCCCAUGACCGUCCCCACCGCCUGCCUCUACCUCUCCCUCCCCGACUCCAUGCACUCGCAUAGAGGGGUCGCGCAGCUGCUGGAAGCUUCUCGGGGGUUUCUGGUGGCGCAUUUUAGGGAUCUGGAGCGGGUGCAUAAGGGGGAGGAGUUUCUGGAGCUGCCGCUGGUGGGCGUGCAGACGCUGCUGGCCAGUGAUGAGCUGAAUGUGCGCGACGAGCUCACGGCGUUCCAUGCCAUGGUGGAGUGGUUGCGGCACCACCAUGAUGAUUUGGACGACAGAAAGCGGGCAGCGGUGCGGCUAGCAGAGCACGUGCGGUUCCCCCUCAUAACAGGCGACGAUCUCGAGGACGUGGUGCUCAAGGCACUCGAGGUGGACAGCCCAGAAUGCCAGGCGCUGGUGAGUGUUGAUCGUGUGUAUGUGUGUGGUGGGGUCACAAGGGUUGGUGGGGAAGGGUUUGGUGUUGACCUCGAAGACGUGGUGCUCAAGACCCCUGAGGUGGACAGCCCCGAGUGCCAGGCGAUGGUGAGAGGCUGGGCGCUAGUGAGACAGGUGCGGGAAGCAGCAUGGUUCCGGGCAUACAGCUUGGUGCGUCGCCUGCGCCUCAUGAACGAGACGGCCGCCACGCACAGGCGCUUCUGGCAGCGCCGCUGGAACCGCAACUCCGUGGGCCACGUGUACUUCGAUAUUCACCUCGAGAGGUUUCAGGCACUAGCAGUGGCAGCGACGGUGGAGUCUGCCACGUUUGGGAUCGGUGGGAAGCGGUUCUACCUGUCAGCCCGGCACGGGCGGCGAGAUGACGGCACGGAGACGCUUGACAUUCGCUGCACCACAGCGUGCAGCCUGAAAUUCAGGUAUGGUUGA